AGUCGCGCUUGUAUAUCUCUAUGCCGCGGGGCGGCCGCGAGGCUGCGGUGUCUGCGGUGUCGCGGACACGUGACCGGGGGCGCGCGUGGGAGUGCGCCGAGUGGCCGCCAGCCCGUAUAAGAGCGCUGCAGUCGCGCGACGCCUGGUCGCCAUGGCCUGCUCCGCGCUGCUGCUGCUGUCCGCGCUGGGCGCGCUCUGCACAGGAUUCCCUCACCAGGGCGCAGGCCAGGACGGGCAGUUGGGCCUCAGGAUCGCAGGCAGCAGCGCCACUACCAUCGCCAACUACCCUUAUGUGGUGUCUGUGAGGGAGGACCUGCAGGGCGGCUAUGACGUGCACGUGGGAGGAGGCUCCAUCGUCUCCAACCACUGGGUCCUGACGGCCGCCACGACUGUACACGCGGACGUGGUGGAGAUGUACAAGGUGCGCGUGGGCAGCGACCACGUGGACAAGGGCACGAGGUACACCGUGGCGCAGAUCGUGUUCGCCAAGGGCGCCAACCCCGCGGACAUCGCGAGCUUCGACGCCGCCCUCAUCAAGGUGGCGUCCCCCUUCGUAUUCAGCGCCAAGGUGAAGGCCGUGAAGCUGGCAGCGGCCGGGUCGAGCUGGAACACCGGGACCACGGCCACCGUGGCCGGCUGGGGCCCGAUACUGCCGGAGGGGAACACCCAGGACCAGAUACGGGUGGCCACGGUGUCUGUGGUGGCCCACUCCGAGUGCACCACCGCCUACAAGGAGUGCUACCACAAGGAGUACAUGCUGUGCGUCAGCCACAAGAACGAGCGGAAGGGCCCGUGCGUGAACGACGAGGGCUCGGCGCUGGUGCACAACGGCGAGCAGAUCGGCAUCGCCUCCUUCACCACGUCCUGCUUCAACGGCACCACCAACGCCGGCCCGGGCAUCUUCUCCAGCGUCAGCUACUUCCGCAACUGGAUCAAGGCCGAGACGGGAGUGUAGACCCCUCUCUCCUCUUCUGGCUGCUGCGCGACAGCCGACCAGCCGACCAGCCGACUCCCGACUCUCGACUCCCGAUUCUCGAUUAUCGAAUCUCGACUCUCGAUUCUGGACUCUCGAUUCUCGACUCUCGAUUUUCGACUUUCGAUUCUCGACACUCGACUCUCGACUCUCGACUCUCGACUCUCAACACUCGACUCUUGACUCUCGACACUCGACUCUCGAUUUUCGACUCUCGAUUUUCGACUCUCGAUUCUCGACACUCGAUUCUCGAUUCUCAACUCUUGACUCUCGACUCUCUCUCCUGCGCCGCUAGUCUCUGUGUGUGUCGGGGCUGACGGCCAACUCGGACAUCGUGCCGUCGACAAACACUCUAGUUACCUUCAAACGGUUCAAAUGUAUGUUUGCAUGUGAACGAAAAAAAAAAAAAUCACAUGUAAAAUAAAUAUUGUCAAAAAAUAAACCACAACAAAUAUGA
This is a messenger RNA of Bacillus rossius redtenbacheri, 1430 nucleotides long. RefSeq names its product trypsin-5-like. The coding region runs from base 152 to 955 and encodes 267 amino acids. The record is from RefSeq and is a predicted model, not a curated record. Gene Ontology annotation, molecular function: serine-type endopeptidase activity. The transcript has 7 exons. Lineage: Eukaryota; Metazoa; Arthropoda; Insecta; Phasmatodea; Bacillidae. Gene Ontology annotation, biological process: proteolysis.